Messenger RNA from Pecten maximus, 3869 nucleotides. RefSeq names its product protein phosphatase 1 regulatory subunit 21-like. The coding region runs from base 50 to 2434 and encodes 794 amino acids. The transcript has 22 exons. Gene Ontology annotation, cellular component: early endosome; membrane. The record is from RefSeq and is a predicted model, not a curated record. NCBI's taxonomy places the organism in Eukaryota, Metazoa, Mollusca, Bivalvia, Pectinida, Pectinidae.
ACGGCCGAUUCAGAGGGGUUCCGAGUUCCUUACUUCCGGGUGAUGCAGAAUGGCAGAUGCCGCUAAAUAUCAGAAAUUAGCGUCGGAAUAUGCCAAGUUAAAAGCUCAGAUACCGGUAUUGAAGAAGGCUUACCUGGAUGAGCAGGGCACUAGUAAUGAUUAUAAGGAACAAAUCAAAGCUAAGGAUCAGGCGCUGCGGAAAUGUGAACAGGAAAUCGACAGUUUAUCAUUCAGAAACCAACAACUGUCCAAGCGUGUACUUUUCCUCCAGGAAGAACUUGAUACUAUAGAGGCAUCAAAGAAAAAGAAGAUAUUUGGGAGAUCAAAGAAUAGAAAUGCUGAAACAACAGCAGCAACACCUGUGCCUACUUCGCCGGGGGUCUACAGUGAGGAACUCUUCAGUAAGAUUCAGGAGAACGAGAGGUUACAUAAACAGGUAGACGACAGUAAUCGUAAAUAUCAGUCGCGGAUACAGGAGUUAGAGACAAAACUGGAGUUUUUUGAGAAGGAAUGUAACCAGCAUCAACAGGUACUCCAGUCUACACUACAGAAGAGUAAGGACCAGAUAGAUAGACUGCAGCAGGAAAAAGCCAUGGUCGAGGUUAAACUGCAGAAACUAGAGUCUGAUGUGAAAAGUUACCGAUCGAGAGCUGAAUUGUCUGAGGAAAAACUCGACAUUGUCCAGUCACGCCUUCAAGAUGACCUACAACAGGCUCGAAAAAUUAUUGCUGACAAACUACCAUUCAUAGAUACAAGGCACAGAGAUUUAAAUUGUUUGAACCUGCCUACACACGAUAGAAAACACCAGCUACGAGCACGAGAACUUGUGAACCAAUCAGUGAACCACCUGUCAGAACUUGUUCAGGCUCUGUCGAACUUCUACACCUACUCUGAACAGAGGUCCAAGAUAUACCCCAAUGAUGGCACCAAUGAGCCUCUCAGUCCCGUCAACCUAAUGUAUUGUAGAUAUCUGCAUGAGAAUGUGAGCUACCUGCGUCCCUGUGAACAAGCUCUGCGGUCAUUCCUGGCUACCCUGAAUGAGGAUUCCUUAACAACACUAGAAACUGCAACAGAUUUAUUGACAUUUUCGAGGAAUUUUAGAUAUCUCGUUGCAUACAUGAACAAACUUUUGCCGUACCAGCUGGCUAGUAUAGAGGAAGAAUGCGCUUUGUCUUCCUGUACCUCAACAUUGGAGGGUAAAAACAUGGACCUUCAUCGAUCUCUCAAGCAUCUCACUUCAGUGUUCAACAAAUUAGAUACCUACAUCGCUCUACUAGCUACUCAAAGUCAGAAUCACUGCCAGUAUCCACACCAAAACCAUUUCUCAUUCUUUGUGUCCUUGUCAAAGGUGCUACAGGAUUUAGACACUUCAGUCAGAGAUGUAUCAAAACAUUACAAUUCCAAAGUGUCUCUAGAACACCAGUUACCCACGGCAACACAAAAACUUAAGACAACAGAUGAAUGUAUUGUAUCAUCGCUCAUUUCCAUGGUAACCUGUACAGGGAAGAUUUCGGCAUUCUUUUCGGUGAAUGUUGACUUCUUCAAGGAAAACCCUGGUUACAGAACUCGUGGCAGUAGUAUAGGGACCGACACUGCUGUGGACGGACCUCGAUCUGGCCCGGCGACAGUCUGCUUCAGACAGAAGGCAUCCACUUACCUGUCACAACUGUCCGGGCCGUGCCCGGAGACUGUUCCUCAUAGAGUGGCAGUGCAGAACAGAAAAGUGUUACUCAGCUCGACAGAGAGUCGAGAGGGGUUAUCGAAACAACUGACGACUGCCCAGACCCGAGUCAAUAAGCUGGAACAGGAGAAGGAACACUGGAUGUUGGAACUCCAACUUUUACAGAUAAAACAUGACAAGGAAACCGAGAAAGUGCAGAAGCUAGAGAAAGAGCUAGCGAGUAGGCUUGCCUCUGGGGCUAUGAAGGACUCUAUAGAGGAUAACAUUAGCAAAGAGCCAAGUUCUCGGACCUCGUCGUUAGACGCUGUCAUACCUCAGAAUCCUGAAGCCAAGGCUGCUAUGUUUGGGAAAUUGGACAUGGUGUCAGCUGGUUCCAGUGAUGCAGAAACAAGGGAAGUCCUAAUUAAGAACCAUUUCACCAACAGAAUCAAUGAUCAGGCGCUACAACUGCAGCUUGUGGAGAGCAAAGCUGUCAACUUUCACUCAGAGGUGCGUGCGUUACACAAACAAUUACAGAUCGCGGACAAAUCCAAAACCCGGUGUGAAGAGGAGCUAAAAGAUUCCUCACAACAUCUCGCUCAACUGAGGGAUGAGUUGCAGACAACAACAAAAAGUUAUGAGGGCCAGCUUAGUAUGAUGAGCGAGCACUUAGCCAGCAUGAACGAAAAACUGGCUCAGCAAAAAGAUGAAAUCGAUGACUUAAAGUCACAGAAAGUACAACAACCUAAGGAGAAGAAGAAAUUCAGAAAAUGAUGAAAACUUUAUUACUCUGCAGGAGGCUGCCAUAAUAGAAUUCAAAAAUGACAAAGGUUUCUGUGGAGGCUGACUUUCUGUGAUCAAAAAGCCAGAAAAUGUUUUCUCCGUUGUGUUCAACAUAUUAAAAAAAAAAAUGAAAACUAGUCCAUUCUCCACUUUAUUGAUAUAAGAAUCACAUUUUUUUAUUUUAAGUAUACCAGUAGCAUUAACUGCAAACACAUGGAAUGUACAUGCCAUUGUGGUCCGUAAUGUUAAUUAGUUUGUGAAGUUUCAAGGGUGGUAGGUAUACGAGGUUUGUAGUAAGGGAACAAUCGCCUAUUGUUUAAGUUGUACAAUUACAUUGAUUUUAAUGACUAUUGUGUUGUAUGGAUUACAAACGAGUUGGAAAACAAUUGUCGGAGUAUUUUGUUUUUAUCUUCUAGCUGUAACAUUUAUUUCCUAAAUGGGCAUUUGGAUAUCAUUUAAAAAAAAAUGCAUAAUGGUGCUUUGAAUACAUUAUUACGUGAAUACCUGAGUUAUAGCACUAAUUUUAUAAACAUUAUCAGAUUUGAAUAUUUCCUGAGGUUCCAGACAAGAAAUUUGGAUCCACGACUCCUUAAAUGAAUGGAUGGCUUUAUGUCACAAAAUGUAAAAGAUUUUACGAACAAUUGCAAAAAUGUUGUUGGGUAACUGUGAAUAUAAACACAGUGUUAGUAUUAAACUGUAUGGAAGCAUGUAUUUGGAUUUGUUAAUUCGUUACUCAGACAGAUGUUGCUAUACAAAUGUACCUUUGUCUGAGGUGAUUACCUGGGUAUUGUCAAUUAAGCAUUUGGUAUAUAUUUUGGUUUCAUUUGAAUAUACCAGUGUUUUGCAUGGAAUUUCAAUCGAGUUCUAUUAGUAACAAAGAUAGUAAUUUUCAAAAGUUGACUAGUCCUACAUAAAAAAAAACUUGAGUAUAUGGCUCAAUAUCAAUCUGUGUCGGCAUAAUUGAAAUAUAAAAAAAAAGUUGAUUUCUGUCUGUUUUAGAAAUAGUUGAUGUAAAUCUGUUAAGAAUGCAGUGUAUAUGUUGGUAUGUUAGUCCGAGAUUCCUCUGGCCCUGACACCAGGCUUGGACAUUCUGACCACUACAUAUUUGGUAGGCCCAGAGGAAACUCCUGCAAUUCGUAUGUGCAUUAGACCACCAUUAAAUAUGCUUGCAAAAACUUCUGGUUGCCAAAGCAAACUUUUUCGCUGGGCAUAAGUCUCAGGGUAGAGCAACCGAAAGCCAAUUCUCUUUAUAAAUCUGUCUGUACCUCUGGUCAGUUUAAUUUAACAGGGGGUGUGGAUGGAUGGUUUUGUUACGGCACGAACACCACCUGGUCGUGUGGAGAAACUCUUUUAUUUAUGAAAGUUUUACCUUGAAAUGGUAUCUGUGAUAUGUAUCGUAUAUACCAAUAAAAUACAUUUAAAGCUG